Molecule: messenger RNA, 806 nt
Organism: Asparagus officinalis (garden asparagus)
Lineage: Eukaryota; Viridiplantae; Streptophyta; Magnoliopsida; Asparagales; Asparagaceae
Product: zinc transporter 6-like
Exons: 2
Coding region: 37-513 (158 amino acids)
Biological process (GO): zinc ion transmembrane transport
Cellular component (GO): plasma membrane
Molecular function (GO): zinc ion transmembrane transporter activity
Source: RefSeq, a predicted model, not a curated record
GAGGAGGACGAGAGGCUGACGAAGUUGAAGCAGAGGAUGGUGAGCCAGGUGUUGGAGAUUGGGAUAAUUUUCCACUCGGUGAUAAUCGGGGUGACGAUGGGGAUGUCGCAGAAUCGGUGCACGAUAAGGCCGCUGGUGGUGGCGCUGGCGUUUCAUCAGGUCUUCGAGGGGAUGGGACUUGGCGGAUGCAUUGCUCAGGCUGGUUUUGGAUUAACAACAGUGGGGUACAUGUGUUUAAUGUUUUCAGUGACUACGCCUUUGGGGAUAAUUUUGGGGAUGGUUAUCUUCUAUAUGACUGGCUAUGAUGACAGCAACCCGAAUGCAUUAAUACUGGAAGGACUAUUGGGUUCUCUAUCGGCAGGAAUCCUAGUAUACAUGGCACUUGUAGAUCUCAUAGCAGUAGAUUUCUUCCAUAACAAGACCAUGGCUUCAGAUCCUAGAUUGAAGAAGGCUUCAUAUGUCGCGUUAGUCCUUGGAUCUGCUUCAAUGUCUGUACUUGCUCUAUGGGCAUAGUUCCAUUAAUACAUUCCACGAUAUUUGUAUCAGCGAGGUACAUAAUCUCGUGUUUCCAUUGCAUAGGAAAUAUUGCAACUGAUAUGAUGUCAUGGCAGUUGCAUGUAUUAUAGACGUCGUUCUUUUCGCCUUCAACUUUUAGAGGUUUACAUACGGUUAUCAUCACAGUUUGCUGUCGUUGGUGAUGAAUUGUAUAUUAACAUUGCUUGUGAUUGAAGUAAACUAGAAUAUUAAGGGGGCGUCUCUUUAAGAUAUUUGUCAAAUAAAUAAGAGAUUCUGCCUUUUCCUUGUUA